Messenger RNA from Spinacia oleracea (spinach), 3157 nucleotides. Its product is annotated as protein FAR1-RELATED SEQUENCE 9. The record is from RefSeq and is a predicted model, not a curated record. Lineage: Eukaryota; Viridiplantae; Streptophyta; Magnoliopsida; Caryophyllales; Amaranthaceae. The transcript has 3 exons. Gene Ontology annotation, molecular function: zinc ion binding. Bases 251 to 1873 code for a protein of 540 amino acids. Gene Ontology annotation, biological process: regulation of DNA-templated transcription.
GUAAAAAACAUCCUAAAAAUGCUUUAUUGAACCAAAAAAAAAAAACAAAUCCAACCAAUAUUCUCUCUUCAACGUCUCCCCCCUACGGGCACGACAAUUGGGAACCGGCGACCGGAGAUUCCCAGGCGAAGUCGAGAUAUUGGCGGGGAACUCAUGGCGGAUUCCAUUUGUUAAUAUUAGUAUAAUGCUUAGGGAAAUUAUUCGAUUGAAUUGUUAGGGUUCUUUGAUUUAUCUUAAACCAGUAAAAUUGAUGAACACAGGCAGGCAAAGGUCCAUGAGCGGUGGGUGUCAGCAUGUAUUGGGUUACCUGAAGCGAAUGCACUUUGAGAAUCCUAAUUUUUAUUACGCGAUCCGGGGCGAUCAUGAUCGUUCGACUUCCAAUAUUUUCUGGAUUGAUGCUGCUUCCCGGAUUAACUAUAACUACUUUGGCGACACUAUAGUUUUUGAUACCUCGUAUUGUAGCAGUGACUAUAAAGUACCAUUUGCGACUUUUACGGGACUAAAUCAUCAUGGGCAGCCAGUACGUUUUGGUUGUGCUGUAAUGCUUGAUGAAUCGGAGGCUGCUUACAUUUGGUUGUUCCAGACAUGGCUUCACGCAGUGUCAGGGAAAAGCCCGGUGUCGAUCACAACAGAGCCUGCUAGGUUUGUGCAGAUGGCAGUAUCUCAAGUUUUGCCCAAUACCCGGCUUCGUUACUGCAAAUGGAGCAUGUUUAAAGAGACUCAAACUCAUUUGGGUCAUGUUUAUGAGUCACAUCCUACUUUUGAGGCAGAGUUCAGGAAGUGUGUUGAUGAGAGUGAGACAAUUGAGGAAUUUGAAUCUAGAUGGGGGACGCUUUUGGAACAGUAUUAUUUGAUGGAUGAUGAAUGGAUGCAGUCAGUCUAUGAUGCUCGGCGUAUGUGGGUGCCUGUUUACAUGCGAGACACCUUCUUUGGUGAGCACUGUGUUGAAGGAAAUGAGGGCAGAAAUAUAUAUUUUGACGGGUUUAUAACUGCUGAUACCACCUUACAAGUGCUGAUUCAAGAUUAUGAAAAAGCUGUUGGGUGUUGGCAUGAGAAGGAACUACGGGCAGAAGAUGAUACAAGUAACACGAUGCCUUUGUUGAAGACCCCAUCACCAAUGGAGAAACAGGCUGCAAAUGUGUACACCAGGAAAAUAUUCAUGAAGUUCCAAGAGGAGCUUGUUGAGACCCUGGUUAAUCCUGCAACAGAACUUGAGGAAUCAGGAGGAGUCACCAUGUUUCGUGUGGCUAAGUUUGGGGAAGAUCAUAGAGAUCGUAUUGUCACUUACAAUUCUUUAGAAACAAAAGCUAGUUGUAGCUGCCAAAUGUUUGAAUUCUCAGGUGUCAUUUGUAGGCACAUAUUAGCAGUUUUCAGAGCAAAAAACGUGCUUACUCUUCCUUCAGAAUACUUAUUGAAAAGAUGGACAAGAAAUGCCAAAAGUGGAGGUUCGUUGGAUGAACAUGCUAUGGAGGAACCAACCAAUUCACGAGAGUCUUUGACUAUUCGAUAUGACAACCUGCGGCAGGAUGCCGUUAAAUUUGUGGAAGAAGGUGCAAAAUCUAUUCAGGUUUACAAUGUAGCUAUGAAUGCUCUGGAGGAAGCUGCAAAGAAGGUUGCUGCUGUGAAGAAUCAAGGAGUUGCACAAGGUGGCUCUUUGGCGAAUGAUGACAAUCCAGUGGCAUCUUGCCUAUCUGCAGUAAGUUCGGAAGAGAAGUCUAAGAAAAUCCAAGAAUUGACAACUGAGUUGGAAAAUACAAACAAGCGGUGUGAGGUCUAUCGUGCAAACUUGCUAGCGGUUCUGAAAGAUAUGGAGGACCAGAAGUUGAAGCUUUCUGUCAAAGUCCACAAUGCAAGAUUCAGUUUGAAAGAGUGAGUUGCUGAAAAUGAAAAAGUCUAAGAUUGUGGUUUAACUUGGGGUGCUGUACAUGUCAGUCAUUUAAGAAUUAGGAUAUGCUAGACCUGAUCAUCAUGAGCCCGGCAUCCCGACCUGAAAAAUAGCGGGUUUUGGGACAGAAAUUUCGGGCCCAGAGUUUGGCACGGCACGGCCUGACAUAGCGGGGAGAAUUUUAAGUAGUGGCCUGUCCCGAACCCGGCCCUGCCCGCAAUUUGAUCAGGUCUAGGAUAUGCUUUCAAAGAAAUGGCAUACUUUUUGAGGGUAUUCUUCUGGCCUUGUGGGGCGCAUUCAUAUUCUGGACAAUGCAAGGUGCAGCGAUUUUCAGAGAGUAAUCAUCUAGCCGAGGGUUGUCAGGGGCCCGCAUUGGCCGAGUCCACCUGGUCCAGUCUGGGACCAACCAAGCUGAUGGGUGGGUCAUAUAUUCUCAUGGGCCUCAUGGGCCAGUCUUUAAAAUGCUGUCUGGUACGAACUGGCCCAUUCAAGGCCUGGGCCUCAAACACAUUGCCUGACACUGCUAUGAUCCAGUUGAUGUUGAUUCCCCCUAGACCGGCUAACUCCAGGAACCAUUUUUACAUCAGGCUCAUAUUGGUGGUUUCAGUUUAGAACAUUCAAGUUGCAAGUUGCAAACCGACUUGCUUAUACAAAGUUUCAAUCAUUAACAUUCUCUACUUUUUACAAGUGCAAGUUCAAGUUCAAGAAUCCACGUUAAAAUGUCUUUAGAGAAAUCGAGUAAUCCCGGAAAUCUUAAUCUAUACUAGGUAUACCAUUGAAAUGGUAUACUAAUAUUCUGUAUUUUUUAUUUAGUACCAAAUCACAUACUCCCUCCGUCCCGGAAUACUCGACCCGGUUUGACCGGCACAGAGUUUAAGGAACAUGAAUUGACUUAUUUAAUUUAAUAGUUAGUAGUUGAUAGUGGGGUAUUAUUUUAAUGUAGUUAGUGGGAGGUGGGUUAAGAGGUGGGGUUGGGGGAGAGUAGAGGUUGAAUUUUUAAUUAUUUUUUGUAUGGAGUAGGGGGUAGGUGGGUUAAUAGGGGUGGAGUGAGAAAUAAUAUAAUAUUGUUAGAAUAUUUCCAUUUUUAGAAACAGGUCAAGUAUUCCGGGACGGAGGGAGUAGUUUAGUACAAGAAAAGUAGUUGUAUUUUCUCAUGUGAUACCAAACAAUAUAGUUUGGUAACAUGGUUUCAUUUUUAUUUGGUUCCAAACAACAUAGUUUGGCACUCACAAAUCAAAGAUAAGUGUUAUUUUUCGUGGGAUAGACUCAAUU